CCUGUAGACCUACAGGCUUCUGGUUGGAGCCAUAAGGAAACGAGAGAAAAAAAUUAGCCUGUGUGUUUGUGUGGCUGUGCUCCAGUAAAUAUUUUGAUGCAUCUGCUGCCAGCUCUGGUCUGAGGGAAUCUACCUAGCAUUUAAAUUUUGAUGGGGAGCUGUUUUGAAUAAUAAGAGUGCAGCCGGCUGUGAGUCAGUGCAUGUGUGUGUUGACUGAAAGGGGGAGAAAAAAAAUCUCAAAGCUUAACGCUUGCUGAACGCUCAGCUGCAGUGCUUUGCUUUUCCCUCCUCCUUUUUCUCCGAGUAGAUAUUCCAAACAGAUUUUUUUUGGGUGGUGGUGUUUCACUGGGAGGAGGGAGGGGAAACAUAUUUUGUAUAGCCCCUCACCCAAGUAGCAGUUACAAUGGGUGCUGUAAUGGGCACGUUCUCUUCUCUGCAAACCAAACAAAGAAGACCCUCGAGAGACUUCGCCCGGUGGUAUUACCUGUCUCAGAGAGCAUAUACUAUCCCAAGGAAUCUGUUUUUAAAUAAAGUUGAAGAUGAAUUGGAAAUGACCACAGUAUGUUAUCGGCCAGAAGGACUAGAACAACUUGAGGCACAAACCAAUUUCACAAAGAAGGAGCUUCAAGUGCUUUACAGAGGAUUCAAAAAUGAAUGUCCUAGUGGAGCUGUUAAUGAAGAGACGUUCAAACAGAUCUAUGCACAGUUUUUCCCACAUGGGGAUGCUAGUAUGUAUGCCCAUUAUCUCUUUAAUGCAUUUGAUACAGCACAGAAUGGAUCUGUGAAAUUUGAGGAUUUUGUGAUGGCACUAUCCAUUCUGUUGAGAGGAACAGUUCACGAAAAGCUACGAUGGACAUUUAAUCUGUAUGACAUAAAUAAAGAUGGCUAUAUAAACAAAGAGGAAAUGAUGGAUAUAGUAAAGGCAAUUUAUGAUAUGAUGGGCAAAUACACCUACCCAGUGCUGAAAGACGAUGCUCCAAGGCAGCACGUAGAAGUUUUUUUCCAGAAAAUGGAUAAAAAUAAGGAUGGUGUCGUUACUCUGGAUGAGUUUAUUGAGUCAUGUCAGGAGGAUGACAAUAUCAUGAGAUCCUUACAGCUUUUUGAAAAUGUCAUGUAACAGCAGCUGAAGAACAGCAUAGGAAUCUGAGACUUUAUGUGUAAUGAGAUCCUGAAGAAAGUGAGUCAAGAUUUUUCUCCCUGCCACCUUUUUUGAUGAAAGCUUUUUACUACUUGGACAUACUCAGCGUGCAAGGAUUUUAUAUGCCAUCGCAAACUGAGCUGUGUCUCUGAAUGCAACAAACUCCAUCUCGCCUCCCUCAAGAGACACUGAUUAGAAUUUAUUUCAUUUGGAAGCAUGCUAAUAAAACCUGACCAGAGAGA
Molecule: messenger RNA, 1380 nt
Organism: Lacerta agilis (Sand lizard)
Lineage: Eukaryota; Metazoa; Chordata; Lepidosauria; Squamata; Lacertidae
Gene: KCNIP1
Product: potassium voltage-gated channel interacting protein 1
Exons: 10
Coding region: 404-1117 (237 amino acids)
Biological process (GO): regulation of potassium ion transmembrane transport
Cellular component (GO): voltage-gated potassium channel complex
Molecular function (GO): transmembrane transporter binding; potassium channel regulator activity; calcium ion binding
Source: RefSeq, a predicted model, not a curated record